This is a messenger RNA of Bufo bufo (common toad), 929 nucleotides long. It is a transcript of the gene SHOX, whose product is annotated as short stature homeobox. The transcript has 5 exons. The record is from RefSeq and is a predicted model, not a curated record. Gene Ontology annotation, cellular component: nucleus. NCBI's taxonomy places the organism in Eukaryota, Metazoa, Chordata, Amphibia, Anura, Bufonidae. Gene Ontology annotation, biological process: regulation of transcription by RNA polymerase II. The coding region runs from base 51 to 929 and encodes 292 amino acids. Gene Ontology annotation, molecular function: sequence-specific double-stranded DNA binding; DNA-binding transcription factor activity, RNA polymerase II-specific.
UGCAGACCUAGUGGAUCUCUGUGGAUACAAGAUCACAGGGCGCAGCGGCCAUGGAAGAACUUACGGCUUUUGUAUCUAAGUCCUUUGACCAAAAGAGCAAGGAUGGCAGCAGUGGUGGCAGCAGCAAGAAGGAGACCAUUACAUACAGGGAAGUUCUGGAGACAGGUUUAGCUCGGGCCAGGGAGCUGGGCAACUCUGAUGGCAACCUCCAGGACAUUACAGACACGGGCAACCACUGCUCCCUGCACCUCUACAAGGAGCACCCAGACAUGGACAAGGACAAGCUGAAGGACUACAACCCCAGCAGGAUAUCCGAGGGAAUCUACGAGUGUAAGGACAAGAGAGAAGACGUGAAAUCAGAGGACGAGGAUGGGCAGACCAAGCUGAAGCAGAGGAGAAGCAGGACCAACUUUACCUUAGAGCAGUUAAAUGAACUGGAAAGACUUUUCGAUGAGACUCACUAUCCUGAUGCGUUUAUGAGAGAAGAGCUAAGUCAGAGACUAGGACUCUCUGAAGCCAGGGUUCAGGUAUGGUUUCAGAACCGAAGAGCAAAAUGUAGAAAACAAGAAAAUCAAAUGCAUAAAGGUGGGUAUGGAGUCAUUCUGGGGACAGCAAGUCAUUUAGAAACAUGUAGAGUUGCACCAUACGUGAAUAUGGGAGCACUGAGGAUGCCUUUCCAGCAGGUCCAAGCUCAGUUACAGUUGGAAGGAGUAGCACAUGCACAUCCUCAUCUUCACCCGCACUUGGCUGCUCAUGCACCUUAUCUCAUGUUUCCUCCUCCUCACUUUGGACUUCCUAUUGCAUCACUGGCAGAAACUGCAUCUGCCGCAGCUGUGGUUGCAGCUGCUGCUAAAAGCAACAGCAAAAACUCUAGUAUUGCUGACUUGCGACUCAAGGCCAGAAAACAUGCAGAGGCUUUGGGACUCUGA